UCGCCGAAAAGGUAUACCUGACGACGCUCCCGAGUUUUUGGUUUCUGGCUCCCUCCCAGGUCGCUUUUCUUUGAUCACAUUCAGAGGCCAUCGAGUGGCUUUUUAAACACGUUCGAUACGCUCUGAAAUGUCGUACAGACGCACUGUAUCCAUCUGACACGCAUCUCUUGUCCCGUCCUGAGACCCGCGAAUCAAACCCCACAUAUAACGGCUCUCACGACUGGCAGGGCUAGAACCCACACAUCCCGUGCUCAGCGGCUGUAAGCACUAACCAGGGCGCCCCUCUCGAGAUCUCGGUCUUGCUCGCUCGGAUCUCGAAUGCCUCAAUUCUGCUGCGCUGUUGGUUUAUUCCAGAUGAAGCUUCAAAGACCCUCAACCUUGAACCCCAAUACGCGCUGUCAAUUCUCCUGCGAGCUUGCGGUCACGGGCUCUGCUCAUGUCUGAUCACUUUUCGAGAAAGGUAGCCAGCUCCACACAGGGCCUUCGCCAGUCGAGGUCUUGCAAAGUUUGUCGAGCUCGAAAAGUCAAGUGCGACCGAGUUAAACCAUGUCAUGCGUGCUGUACCCAUGGGUACCCGUCAAAAUGUGUUUACGAAGUUGUUCCAGGUGAAGACUUCAAGCCGAUCUCGCAAGCUGAAGAAAUCCGCAACCUGCGGAACGAAAUCAAGGAGCUAACUGCCCGAAUAAAUGGUGGUGAGCUUUGGAUUCCAAUUACAACAUUAGCUUACGCAUUGCCAGGGUCGAAUCGACCGCAGCGACGCCUCCACCAGUUACAGACACUCUUCGAGACCAUCCGAUCUGCCCCUGAGGAUGUAGUUGAACGCCUUAUCGCCGAGCUCAGAGGCCCUCCUCGAGAGACAAGUCGCCAGAACCCGCCUGUUGGACAAUGGGACGACACAGAAGGGUAUGAUGACGUUCAACAAUUAGACGGCGAAGGUGAAUAUGGAGAUGCAGUUGAGGGGGACGACCUCUCCAGUUUGGUUAUCCGACGUGAAUUUCGCCGAGACUCCUCCGAAUCAAGUGACGACUCUGCUUAUGGCUCUAUAAGUCGAAUGGAUACGUCAAAAUCUAUGCUAGAUGUCUUUAUUGAACGUUUCGUUGAUGCCUUCAGCCCAGAGGUCGAUGCCAAAGCUGGACAAGCGGGUGCAAUCCGGCGCGCGGCCGAAAUCCGCAUGUUUUCACCAAUUUUGACUGAUGCCUUUCAAGCCGUUAGUCAUGUCUUCUUCGGCCGCUCCGUCCAAAACAAAACCAUUGAAGCGACCGGAUUUUCCUACUAUCCUCGCGUCCUUAGGAGCUUGCAGGAGGCUUUAUUAGACCCAGAGCGGAGCAAAGCUGAAUCUACUCUGGCCACGGUAAUUCUGUUGAUGGCAUUUGAGGCAGUUGAGCGGACUUCUCAAGCAUCCAUUACCGCACAUGUCCAAGGCGCUGUGCGACUGAUUGAGCACCGAGGCCCGGAAAACCACAUGUAUGGGGUGGAACACCUUUUCUUUACCGAACUACGUCCAUACUGGGUUUCUGCAUCCUUUUCACGCCGCGCCCCUUCCUUCCUUGCUCGAGACGAGUGGAAAACAAUACCGUGGUCAGCUGGAACAACUGCGAAAAACAUCCUCCAUUAUCUCCUCGACCUAGCAGUGGAAGUACCAGGGCUGUUAUCCCAAUAUGAUGAAAUUACCACGGGAAUAAACUCGAAUAUACUGAGCGCACACGAACGAUCGGUCAAACAAGCAGCAUUGUGGAACGGACUCGCUGAUCUGACAAACCGUUUUCUCCUGUGGAAGAUCAACUGGGUAGACGGAUACCCAGAUGGACCGCCAAGCGAGGUAGAGGCCACAGACGAGGGCCUGUUCCCCGUUUUCCAGUGUCGUGACCUGCGCACCGGCGCCACUAUUACCCCUACAAAAUUCGAGUACCCAGAUCUCCUUCUCACGCAGACAAUGUGCAUAUACUAUGCCACCCGCCUGAUUCUGUCGUCCGUCGACACGCGGCCGGACGGAGUCAGUCGCCCCGAGCAAUACCAACUGGCAUGCGGUAUCUGCCGCAGUCUCGAGUGGUAUAUCCUAAAGUCACCCGGGAACAUGAUCAACCGCCUCGCCUUCCCGGUUCGUGUGGCAUGGGAAGCAUUCCCGGACGGCGGACCAGAACGCAAGUUUCUCUACGCGGUAUUGAAACUCGUGGAGAAGCGCCACUCCUUGGCCCUUUGGGGUGGUGGAAUGGAAGAAUUAUCAUCGCGGUACAACUCGCCUCCGCGGACGGAUGUAUAAAGUGGAUAUAGUUACAGUAAUGAUCUCACGAUUUGUGCGUGGACUGGUAAUGACACAUAUGGGAAGCUUAGAGGCGCGGGCGCAGUUCGUAUAUAGCUUCUGUCCUGGAGACGGCGUGAAGGGGAUUGUCAAGCGAUUUUCGGAUUGAUACCUAGAUAAUAUACAUAUUAUCCUCGUUUUAUCCUUCUUGCGAGUUCAGCUGACUACAUACGUAUAUACCUGGCAUGUCAUAUCCGUC
This is a messenger RNA of Aspergillus calidoustus, 2498 nucleotides long. The record is from the annotation of a GenBank genome assembly. NCBI's taxonomy places the organism in Eukaryota, Fungi, Ascomycota, Eurotiomycetes, Eurotiales, Aspergillaceae.